This is a messenger RNA of Linum tenue, 694 nucleotides long. The record is from the annotation of a GenBank genome assembly. NCBI's taxonomy places the organism in Eukaryota, Viridiplantae, Streptophyta, Magnoliopsida, Malpighiales, Linaceae.
AUGAUUCAGCUGAGAGAGGCGUCGGCAACAAGAGGACUCGAAAGAUUGAGUGGUUCUGAAGCACCGAGAAGAAACCUAGAGGCAAGAACAAACAAGAAGCGAAUCACAGCGCCGAUAAUGGAAGAAGCACCCAAGACAUUAGCUCACCAAAUCGGAGGGAUCCAGAACGAUGCACUUCGCUUCGGCCUCCACGGAGUUAAGAGCGACCUCGUCGGAUCUCACCCUCUCGAAGCUGCCCACCGAUCUAUAAUUAAGAAUCAAGAAGACAUGAAGAGGAAAGUCCUUGCAAACACUUAUGGAUCUGCCUUUCCUUUAAAGAUGGACCUGGAUAGGCAAAUUCUUUCUCGAUUUCAGAGACCUCCUGGACCUAUUCCUUCUUCAAUGGUUGGUUUGGAAGCCAUGACAGGAAGCUUGGAUGACUUUGGUUUUGAAGAUUAUCUGAAUGAUCCUCGUGAAUCCGAAGUUUAUCGCCCUCAGGACAUGCAUCACGGAAUGGAGGUUCGCCUGGGGAUCUCUAGAGGACCAGUUUGCCCAAGUUUCGUUUAGUUUCAAGCGUGUUUUUACCAUGUUAGCAGUACUGGGAAUGGAACAUGCAAUUGUGGAACAAAUGUAAUACACCUUAUUGUUGGGAUCUGAAUGUUUAAUUGACCUGGAGAUGUCCAACACCCGGAUCCCUCUGUCCUUUGCUAGUAUU